ACGAUGGGGGGUGGGGAGCGACGUGGCAAUAUAUAUAUGUGAUAUUAGGCUGAAGAGUACUUAUUUAGAAUCAUGUGUGAUAUGUCGCUCUACACUUAAAAGGCAUUAAAUGACUUAAUUUUUCUUUUAAUUGUCUGUGCCUUGUCAUGGAAUAAACAAUGAAAAAAAAAAACAAUCUUUACUACCAUUUCUCCUGGAAACGUCUGAAGUAUUUCUUUCGAUAUUGUGGUUAUUUGGUAUAACUGCCAUUGAUAAUAGGUCUGCAUAACAUAUUUAAGAAAUUAUGAUGUACUUUUCGUAACUCAAACCAUCAAUUCCUUAUUGUUCUAGUAUGCAAAAAAAAAAAAAAAAAAAGGUAAAUUCCCAUAGAUCACUCAACAAGAUGGCAAGGUUUUGGGUGCAUCUGCUGAUCAUAAGCUCCGCCCACAGACAAUGUAUUAACUUCGAUGAGAGCGGAGCGGGAUCUCGUGCCACCUGUACCAGCAAGAUCAAGAUCCCCACACACACACACACACACACACACACAGUUCAAAAGUUUAAAGUUCAAAACACACAAACCUAACACCUCCAAGCUAUAAUAUAACUCCAGACCAGCACAGCAGCGAUACAUGUCUGAUAUACAGUGAUAAACCUACUUAACUCACUGAAGCACCUAGUGGUCAAGAUGAGCGAGGGGAGAGGGACAACACAGGGGAAGGAUGAGAACACCAGGAGGCAGAAUGUCAAAGUAAAGAGAGAUGAUGAAGCAACAUUCUAUUCCCCUCGGCCUCUCAGGGAGUUGUUUGGCCUGCAUCCCGCCACCACAGAGCCACAGAGGUACACUGAGGGACACGAGUACAUGAGGGACACCAGGCAGCCCAGACCAGGCAUGGAGAGGAAAAGGGCCCGGAAGAGGAAGAGGAGGGAGACAGAGGCUCCCAAGGAUCUGAGGGCUACUGUUGUUGAGCACAGAGUGACAGACAAUUUGGAGAGAGAAACCACAUGCUCCUCCAUCUUCACUCACUCCUUUGAAGCUGUCUCUUCCCACUCCCGGGGUAUUGCCUCUGCAGGCUCACCACAAGACACAGCCUCUCCUGUUCAGUCCAAUGACAUCUCAUCAUGUUCUGAGGUGGAGGUCGUGACGAGCAUAAUUCAGCCGAAGAGGAAGGCAAGAAAGGGAAAGAAAAGACGCAUCACAUCCAAGCUGAGCCUCUCUCAGGGCUCCACCAAACACCUCCACCAGUCCUCACAGUCCUCGCAGUCCUCUCAGUCCUCACAGUCCUUGCAGUUCUCACAAUCCUCGCAGUCUUCACAGUCCUCACAGCCGUCACACACCCUAGACAGUGUGCACUUCGUGAAGGCGGUGGUGCAUAGACCAGACUACACCAGCAGCAGCUCCAUCAGUCACAGCAAGCAGACUACUCAGGACAACACUGAUGGCUUGGAUCCAAGUCGAUGCAUUGCCAGACGAGACACUUCACCAAGGUCAGGGAGUGUGCCUGCUUCUGUCACACAAGCCAAGGUGGCUCAGCCUAUGCAGCGCCUCAAGCAGUCUGUCUAUACACUGAGUCACAAGCCAGCCACUGGGCAGAGUGGUGAGGUGAAGGCCAGCACUUCUCCAGCAUGUCGGCACACAAACAGUGCUGGCAGUGGCUACACGGAAAUGCUUUCUUUUCUCCAUCAUCCAACUGUGGCCCAGCACCUUCACAGUCACAAGCCAUCGCACAGCCACACACAGCCACAACAGUCUUGUGUGAGAGAGGAUGUCAUCACUCUCACCUCCGACUCUGAUGACUCAGACCCAAGUGUGUAUUAUGAAGCUUUCUCACACUUGUCCUUCCUUGACAAGCCCCAGCCAGGUCCAUCAGGCAUGCAGCGCCCUACAGGCGAUGCAGUGCAGGUUGCCAGGCAAAAAGGGGAUGCCGACACAUCCAGCAGUUCCUUGUCUGUGAGAGAGAGUGACUACACAUCACAUUCCUUCUCAAGCUCCGAUUCCAGCACCUUCAUAACUGAGUCCAUGCUGAGCAAGACUGUUCUGAAUAAGCAGCAGCAAGCAAGGAACACUCAGAUGCAGACAAAGCAUGAGGCACACCAGGAAGGAACCAGCCUUACAAAGCAAAGACAGACCAGAGUACACUCACAACAACUUGCCUGUCAUCCUGACAUGAGGCAGACCAGUCAUCACCCAAGGACAAGCUUGAGAAAACCAGCAAACACCAUGAGUUGGGAGGAGAGUGAGUAUGUGGAGGAAGCAAACACAGGAGCUUCAGGAUGGAGGCCACAGCGAGCACAGCAGGCUGAGGCUAGUGACGUGAGCAGCAGCACCUCAGAUGGCCUGAGCGAGGAGGAAGCAAAGGGUCGCCUGGUGCAGGGAGUCCAGAAGUCAUGUGCGAGGGUUGCCUCGAGGAUGAGCAGCAGCACUCCAGAUGGCCUGAGUGGGGAGGCUGCAAGGGGUCGCUUGGUGCAAGGGGCCCAGCAGUCAUGGAAGAGGACUGCUUCCAGGCUGAGCAGCAGCACCGUGUCCUCCUCAUCUUGUGGCAGCAGCAGUGACAGCAGUGCCCUGCUGACCAAAGCAGGGAAAGGCUGCAUACAGACUAUUGGUGAGGUGUUCCAGCGCUACUUUGGGGGCACCGUGGAGGACAAACUGACACUGCUGCAGAAAAAUAACUUUAAUCUGCUGCACUGCCUUGUUGAACUACAAAAAGCCUCCCCACCCCCCCAGCCCCACCAGCCCCCAGCCCCUGGCCACCGACCCUCCCCCAGGCCACCCACACCAUGAGCCUGGCCCCCGCCCUCCUCCGUGCUGCCUGGGGUGUGGGUACAGGUGGGGUGUGGAGGUGCUGGUUCACUCAAAGGCUCAUCUCUACUUGAGCUGCAUAGUGUUUAUUUAUUUAUUUAUUUAUUUGUGUCAUGUACUCGUAUGGAUGUUGUAAAUGACAAUAUUAAAAGCUUAAAAGUUUUCAUUCCUUGCGCUGAUUCUUUUGUUCCUAGGCCAGAGCACCUGCUAAAUAAAAUAAAUAAAAUAAAAUAAAAAACAAUAAUAAGGU
Scylla paramamosain (green mud crab) is the source of this 3026-nucleotide messenger RNA. RefSeq lists its product as uncharacterized. Lineage: Eukaryota; Metazoa; Arthropoda; Malacostraca; Decapoda; Portunidae. The coding region runs from base 665 to 2758 and encodes 697 amino acids. The transcript is spliced from 6 exons. The record is from RefSeq and is a predicted model, not a curated record.